This is a messenger RNA of Laetiporus sulphureus 93-53, 1182 nucleotides long. Its product is annotated as glycoside hydrolase family 128 protein. Bases 1 to 1182 code for a protein of 393 amino acids. NCBI's taxonomy places the organism in Eukaryota, Fungi, Basidiomycota, Agaricomycetes, Polyporales, Laetiporaceae. The record is from RefSeq and is a predicted model, not a curated record. The transcript is spliced from 6 exons. Gene Ontology annotation, biological process: fungal-type cell wall polysaccharide metabolic process. Gene Ontology annotation, cellular component: fungal-type cell wall.
AUGGCUGCACCCAAGUUCAUCAAUCUGAUGGCCAUUGCCUCUCUGGCGCUCUACGUGUGCUGUCUCACUCCCAGCAGCGUCAACGCGCUCUCUGGCGUAGGCAGAAAUCCUCAUCUCAGCCGCAAUGUCGCACACGACGGCGUUGCGAAGAGGAGGAUGACGAAGAAGCGUUCCAACACCAAGCGGUGCCUGCCACGGUCGUCAAGCGGCGCCGUGACCAGCUCUGCUGUCGACACGGCGAGCGCGAGCUACUCGUCCACGCUUGAAUCCUCGGCUUCUUCCUACGAGGUGUCCUCUGCUACGACCUAUAGCUCUACCACGUCGGAUGCUCCCACCUCUACGUAUACCCCUACGACGUCUGACGCGCCCACCUCCACGUACACGCCCACCUCGUCUUCUUCGUCGGCGUCUGUGGCCACGUCUACCGCGGUUAGCACCGGUUCAUACUCUGGCAAGACCGGUAUUGCCUGGAACAAUGCCGACGCCAGCCUGCUCGUCAACUUCAAGACGGACGCCACCAAAUACCUGUACAACUGGAGUCCUUACAAGCCUGACAACGCAGACAGCCUUGGCUUCGAUUUCUGGGCCAUGCUGCCCAACGAGGAAUCCAUUGCCGCUUUCCAGCAGUACGUCGUGGCGGGUUAUGGCAGCACGAUCCUCGCCUUCAACGAGCCGGACCAGGCUGGCCAAGCAAACAUGGACCCGUCCACCGCUGCUUCCCUCUGGCUGCAGUACAUCGAGCCUAAGAAGGAUGAGGGUUUCAGGCUCAUAUCUCCCGCUGUCUCCUCCGGCUCUGACGGUAUUCCGUGGUUGGAGAGCUUCAUGAGUGCCUGCGACACUUGCACUAUUGAUGGAUGUGCACUGCACUACUAUGGCACUGAUGCGGAAGAUUUCAUCAGCUACGUUGAGCAAUUCCAUAGCACAUUCCCUAGCUGCCCCCUGCACGUCACAGAGUACGCCGAUGAGAACUUCAGUGAUGGUGCACAAGCAGACGAGAGCGAGAUCUGGGCUUUCUACUACAUGGUCGUCCCUUGGAUGGACUCGCAGAGCUACAUCGAAUCCUAUUUCCAGUUUGGCGUUCUUGAGGACAUGUCCGGUGUCAACACUCUGAAUGCUCUCAUGAGCUCCGCUGGUAUCGCGACUAGCCUAGGCGAUGUCUACAUCAACGACAACUGGAGCUGA